This is a messenger RNA of Eublepharis macularius, 1159 nucleotides long. RefSeq names its product transmembrane protein 199 (gene VMA12). The record is from RefSeq and is a predicted model, not a curated record. NCBI's taxonomy places the organism in Eukaryota, Metazoa, Chordata, Lepidosauria, Squamata, Eublepharidae. Gene Ontology annotation, cellular component: endomembrane system. Gene Ontology annotation, biological process: vacuolar proton-transporting V-type ATPase complex assembly. The coding region runs from base 1 to 636 and encodes 211 amino acids. The transcript is spliced from 6 exons.
AUGGCAACGCCCUUUCCUCCCGGCCAAGCGUGGUCAUGUGACUUGCGAGCCAAGAUGGCGGCCUCCCUGCGGGCUGGGGAGCGGCUGCGGCGGGUGGCCGCGGACCCCGAGCUGAUACGGCUGGCUCCAGAGCUGCGGGCAGAACUCGAGGCGGCCUCGGCUGAGCGCGGCCUGCCCUUUGCACUCGUCCGGAGGCUUCACCGAGCGCUGCGAGAGGCGGGUUCUCAAGUGUAUCUUCAUGAACUUCUCGAAGGCAGUGAGGUCUUACUUCCUGAAGUGAAAAAAGCUCCCAGGAACCCAGAGUUAGUGGCCCGGCUGAAGACGCUCAAGGCUAAGCUAGCCAAUGAGGAGUACAAGAGGAUGACAAGAAAUGUCAACAGCCAGGAACUGAAUCGAUAUGGCACUCUGGCUGACAUCGGAAGGCAAGUUAGGUCUACCAAAGUCUUGGUCGUCACCAUAUUCAACUUUCUUAUCACCAUGGGAGCUGCAUUUGCCUGCACAUACCUGGGCAGUCAGUACAUCUUUGCAGAAAUGGCAGCGCGGGUGUUGUCAGCUGUGAUUGUGGCCUCCGUGGUGGGUUUGGCAGAGCUGUAUGUGAUGGUGAGGACUCUGGAAGGGGAACUGGGAGAGCUGUAACCUGAUUGGGCUCCCGAAGUCUUUCUGGCCCCGUUUCUUCAGCAUAUCAGACCCACCUGAAAACAGCCAGAGCUCACGGGCAUAUCACAGAAAGGGCCACCUCUGUAUCUUCGCCUCCAGCAGGUGCUGGCUCUGAACAAGCAAGUCUUUUGCAGUCUGAAGCAAAAACCUACCUGAGGUCCCUUGCGUGCCCUCUCCUUUUUUUUGUUCCUUGGAACAAGCUUGCUUCUGCUCUCCGCUCCUUCCUUCAAGCAAGCGCUGUCCUUCGCAGCUGUCUGGAGUGUGGCCGGGCCUGGCCUGCAGAUGCUGACUAGAAAAGCUGUUUCCUGCCAACACUGGAAGAUCUGUAGUUGUUCCGUGGACCCUGACACUUCAACGGGCAGGGUCAGAGGGGCUUGUCUUUUCACUGUUGUAAUAGACCUAUGGAAUGCCUGAUUUCUGGCUAAAAAAAGUUCUGUAAGAUGACGUCUUGCCUUGUUUAGAAGUGAAUUUUCUACUAUGUGCAAUAAACUUACUAACAAAA